Messenger RNA from Zychaea mexicana, 1527 nucleotides. RefSeq lists its product as uncharacterized. Gene Ontology annotation, biological process: RNA 3'-end processing. The record is from RefSeq and is a predicted model, not a curated record. The coding region runs from base 1 to 1527 and encodes 508 amino acids. Gene Ontology annotation, molecular function: nucleotidyltransferase activity. Lineage: Eukaryota; Fungi; Mucoromycota; Mucoromycetes; Mucorales; Lichtheimiaceae. The transcript is spliced from 7 exons.
AUGUUGACAACCAAGGCGUUAAUCAUUACUGACCCGGUGUCCAUUGUGUUGCCUCGGUUUACUGAUCCGUUCAAGACGCACUCGUCGCAGUCCUCUCCUACAAACGACGGCAACGACGAUCCGACAGCCCAAGAAGCAGAAGAAGAAUAUGGGUCAUCCGAUGUCACUUCAGACGAGUCAACCGAUCAUUCACCUGCGCCCACCGAAGAAUCGAGCUCGCCCACUAUUGCUAUUGCUUCCACUCCCCGUAGUAACAAAACGAGUAACGAUGUAACGGCUACUGCGGCUUCUAUUGAUCUGAGAGAACAGCGAUUGUACCAUCAUCAACAAGGAGCACCACAAGAACUGCAUAAAGAUGAUAUAUCGCCGAUGAAAUUAUUGUUGCCUUCUUGUUGGCCAUGUUUUGUUCCGAUCACGCUAGAAAGAAGUGUGCAAGACGAUUUAAGCGUUUCCAUGUUGGAUCUGUAUGAGCGACUGUUACCGACUCGAGAUGCAUACAAACGUCGUAGAAAUUUUGUAACCAAAGUCGAAGCCAUCCUGAAUUCUGAAUGGAAAGGCCAAGAUAUUCGUGCCAAUUUGUUUGGGUCUUCCGAGAAUGAUUUGGGCACGUCAACAUCCGACGUCGAUAUCUGUCUAACUACUUCUUGGGCCGGAUUGAAAUGCGUGAAAACCCUGGCCGGUGUCUUGAAGAAACAUGGAAUGCAGCGGGUCCAUACUGUGCCGCGUGCAAAAGUGCCCAUUGUCAAGAUGUGGGAUCCUGUCUACCAACUGGCUUGUGACAUGAAUGUCAACAACCCACUAGCGCUGCACAACACUCGUAUGAUCAAAACGUAUGUGGCGAUUGAUCCUCGUGUGCGACCGUUGGCCAUGUUGAUAAAGUACUGGACCCGUCAACGGGCAUUGAAUAAUGCAGCGGACGGUGGCACCCUGUCGACAUACACAUGGACAUGUAUGAUCAUUAAUUUCCUGCAGAUGCGCGAACCACCCAUACUACCCGUGCUACAUCAGAUGGGAGGACGAGGAGUAUACGACAAUGACCAGACAACCACGCUGGUGGAUGGACUCGACAUUUCAUUCUACACCGACAUCGACUCGCUCAAAGAUUUCGGCAAACGCAACCAUGAAAGCCUUGGCGGCCUACUCUUUGCAUUCUUUCGACGGUUUGCAUACGAGUUUGAUUAUGAAACACAGGUGGUGUCUGUACGUCACGGGCGCUACCUGCGCAAACGAGAAAAAGGUUGGCACGAGGGCCCAAACAAGCGCAUGUUUUGCAUCGAAGAGCCGUUCAAUGUCCAUCGGAACCUGGGAAACUCGGCAGAUGAUGCUUCUGUUUAUGGGUUGCAAGCCGAGUUUCGACGCGCGGUGCAUAUCUUGCUGGAAACUGAGAGUUUGGAAGCACUCUGUGCCAAAUACUUCCCACCGGCUGCUGCUGCUAUUCCCGUAUAUGUCGAGUACCCACAGCAACAGCAACAGCAACAACAAAAGCACCCGUUCCUCCUCCGCUUCCCAUUGCUUCAGACGUCAUAA